Danio aesculapii is the source of this 7495-nucleotide messenger RNA. RefSeq names its product kelch-like protein 20. Gene Ontology annotation, molecular function: protein binding. Lineage: Eukaryota; Metazoa; Chordata; Actinopteri; Cypriniformes; Danionidae. The transcript has 11 exons. Bases 110 to 1975 code for a protein of 621 amino acids. The record is from RefSeq and is a predicted model, not a curated record.
GAAGAAGACAUGGCGUCACGACUUUUCAUAAACAGUUGCAGGUGAAAAUAUGAAGAAUUUGAGCCGUGUUUUCACCUCAGACAUGCUUCUCGCCUGAUUGACCGCCGAGAUGGAAAUAAUGGCUGUGAAUCUGCUGGCCACGUCUCCGUCCACCUCCACGCUGCCUCCGUCUCCUUGUGUGGAGGACUCCGGCUUCCCCUUGUCCUCUCUGGACAGCGAAGACUAUGUGUUUGUGGAGACUCGGCAUCCCAACAAAGUGCUGGAGGGCUUGAACAGCUUACGGCUCAAUAACGCCUUCUGCGAUGUGACGCUGUGCUGCGGAGGCCAGGAGUUUCCCUGUCACCGCAUCGUUCUGGCCUCCUUCAGCUCUUACUUUCAGGCCAUGUUCUCCACCGACCUGAUGGAGUCUCGUCAGGAACGGGUGGCUAUUAACGGGGUGGAGCCGCAGAUGAUCGGGAUGCUGGUGAGCUACGCCUACACAGCGGAGGUGGUGAUCUCCAAGGCCAACGUGCAGGCGCUGCUGGCAGCCGCUAAUCUGCUGGACGUGAUGGCAGUGCGCGAGGCCUGCUGCCGCUUCAUGGAGCGCCAGAUGGACGAGAUGAACUGCGUGGGCAUCCACUGCUUCGCCGAGGCGCACUCGUGUCGAGAGCUGGAGCGACGCAGCAUGGAGUACAUCCAGCAGCACUUCAGCACCGUCAGCCAACAGGAGGAGUUUCUCUCUCUGUGUGGCGAUAAACUGAUCGAGAUCAUUUCCAGUGACCAUCUGAACGUGCCAAAAGAGGAGACGGUGUUUGAGGCGGCCAUUGUCUGGCUGGAGAAGAGCCUCUCGCGCAGACAGAGCUUCGAGAAGGUCCUGGAGCACAUCCGCCUGCCCCUCAUCAGCCCCUACUACAUUCAUGAUGUCAUCGAGACUCUGGAUGUGGUGAAGGAGUCUCUCCAGUGCCAGAAGCUGAUCUCCGAGGCCAAGGAUUAUUUACUGCUGCAGGACCGCCGGGGAGAGCUGUACAGCCCUCGAGCAAGACCUCGACGCGCUACAGGAACUGCUGAGGUGAUCGUGACGGUCGGAGGAGAGGACGAUAAGGUUGUUCUCCGCAGUGUGGAGAGUUUCGAUCCUCUCAAUGGCCAGUGGAAGAGCCUCGCCUGCCUGCCCUUCGCUGUCAGCAAACACGGCCUGGUUGUGUCCGGCUCUAUGCUGUAUUUGGCUGGCGGUGAGUUUCCGGAUGGCUCCGCCAGCAGAGAGAUGUGGCGCUAUGACCCUUGUUUUGACUCCUGGUUAGAGAUGGCACCCAUGAACGUGGCGAGAUCAGAACUGGGGCUGGUGAUGUUGGAUGGAUAUGUGUUUGCUGUGGGCGGCUGGGAGGGCCGCUCCCGCCUGGACUCUGUGGAGUGUUAUAAUCCUCACACAAAUACAUGGCAGUUCAUGGAGUCGGUCAAGAUGGCGGUCACCAGUCCUGCUGUGGUCUCGCUGGAUGGACUACUCUAUGUGACAGGAGGUGCUGUUUUGGAGGAUGGCGAUGGCACAGACCUGGCCCAAGUGUACAACCCUAAAACAUGCGUGUGGAGUGAAGUAGCGCCCAUGCAGAUCGCCCGCUCCGGCUCUGCGUCCUGCAUCCUGAAGGGCAAGAUAUACGUCAUAGGCGGAUGGCACGCUUCCACUGAAAACACGGAUAAGGUGGAGUGCUACGACCCCAAGACCAACAAGUGGACCAUGUGCGCUCCUAUGAAAGAGAGACGCUAUCGGCCUGGGGUGGCGGUGGUGGACGGCAAGAUUUAUGUUCUUGGAGGAGAAGAGGGAUGGGACAGGUAUCAUGACACUAUCGAGCGGUACUGCGAGGACUCGGACAGCUGGGAGAUUGUAGGAGAGAUGCCCACCAGUCGCAGCUGGCUGAGCUGUGUGUCUCUGCACCUCCGCAAGGACGCUCACGCCGGCAGUCGACCCGGGACGGCCUGCGAGACCGAGUUCCCAGUCGACUGACCUGACGGGAUGCCUGCUUCAGCACCGGCUGGACACAAGCCCAGAGGCAGCUUUCAGAGCCGCCGCCGCUCCAUCAGUUUCCACAGGACGGAGGAGCUUCAGAAAACCCCCCAUCCGCUGCGCUCCUCCAGAGAGAGAGAGUCUGCGGGACGUCCUGAUUUCUGUGUGGUGAUGAUGAUGAUGAUGUUCACUUGACGUACAGGGUUUCAUGCGCUCGCCACCAAUCAUGAUUGUGACUUGUACUUGUUUUCUAACAGUGUCGUAGUGAAGCGUUUUGUACUUUUUGUACGGUGAAUUUGUUGUUGUUGUUUGUAUUUAUUAGACGUGGGUUUGUUGUUGUGCUGAGAGAUUUCUGAUACACUGAAACAUGUCGACUGGUGUUUAAAGAGAAAACGGUCACACUUUACUGUAAGCUUUCAUUAGUUAGUAAAAAUAGUUAUUAAUAAUUAUACUCCUAAAAUGCUGGGUUGUUGAAACUCACAUUUGGGUCAAAUGUAAAGUGUAAUUUAACCCUUAUGUCAUGUUGGGGAUGUUUUCAUCCACUAUGGGUGCUGUUGAGUGUUAGUUUGGCCACAGCCUCUGUAUGUUUCAGCAAUUGGAAUGCUUUUUGGUGUCUAAUCUUAUUUUAACACAUGUUUUGGGAAAACGCUUUGAAGUUUUUCAAAAACUCAACAAUACACUCUGGGCAAACUGACUACCCUUUCGUUAUGUUGGUGACCGUUAUUGCCCCAUUGACUUCCAUUGUAACCACAUUAUUUUAUUGCAAUAUAUAUGGCAUCAUGGCUUUGCAAUCUCGAUUGUUGUUGGUUUUCCCAGUUGGGAAGAGGUAAAAUUAGAAACUCAACAAUACACAUUGCGCAAACUGACUACCCUUUCGUUAUGUUGGUGACCGUUUUUGCCCCAUUGACUUCCAUUGUAACCACAUUAUUUUAUUGCAAAUAUAUAUGGCAUCAUGGCUUUGCAAUUUCGAUUGUUGGUGGUUUUCCCAGUUGGGAAGAGAUAAAAUUAGAAACUCAAUAAUACACUCUGAGCAAACUGACUACCCUUUCGUUAUGUUGGUGACUGUUUUUGCCCCAUUGACUUCCAUUGGAACCACAUUAUUUUAUUGCAAUAUAUAUGGCAUCAUGGCUUUGCAAUUUCGAUUGUUGGUGGUUUUCCCAGUUGGGAAGAGAUCAAAUUAGAAACUCAAUAAUACACUCUGAGCAAACUGACUACCCUUUCGUUAUGUUGGUGACUGUUUUUGCCCCAUUGACUUCCAUUGGAACCACAUUAUUUUAUUGCAAUAUAUAUGGCAUCAUGGCUUUGCAAUCUCGAUUGAUGUUGGUUUUCCCAGUUGGGAAGAGGUAAAAUUAGAAACUCAACAAUACACUCUGGGCAAACUGACUACCCUUUCGUUAUGUUGGUGACUGUUUUUGCCCCAUUGACAUCCAUUGGAACCACAUUAUUUUAUUGCAAAUUUAUAUGGCAUCAUGGCUUUGCAAUUUCAAUUGUUGGUGGUUUUCCCAGUUGGGAAGAGAUAAAUUAGAAACUCAACAAUACACUCUGGGCAAACUGAUUACCCUUUCGUUUUGUUGGUGACCGUUUUUGCCCCAUUGACUUCCAUUGUAACCACAUUAUUUUAUUGCAAAUAUAUAUGGCAUCAUGGCUUUGCAAUCUUGAUUGUUGUUGGUUUUCCCAGUUGGGAAGAGGUAAAAUUAGAAACUCAACAAUACACUCUGGGCAAACUGACUACCCUUUCGUUAUGUUGGUGACCGUUAUUGCCCCAUUGACUUCCAUUGGAACCACAUUAUUUUAUUGCAAUAUAUAUGGCAUCAUGGCUUUGCAAUCUUGAUUGUUGUUGGUGUUUCCAGUUGAGAAGAGGUAAAAUUAGAAACUCAACAAUACACUCUGGGCAAACUGACUACCCUUCCGAUAUGUUGGUGGCCGAUUUUGCCCCAAUGGCUUCCAUUGUAACCACAUUAUUUUAUUGCAAUAUAUAUAUGGCAUCAUGGCUUGGCAAUCUCGAUUGUUGGUGGUUUUCCCAGUUGGGAAGAGGUAAAAUUAGAAACUCAACAAUACACUGCGCAAACUGACUACCCUUCCGAUAUGUUGGUGGCCGAUUUUGCCCCAAUGGCUUCCAUUGUAACCACAUUAUUUUAUUGCAAAGCCAUGAUGCCAUAUAUAUUUGCAUUCUUGAUUGUUGGUGAUUUUCCCAAUUGGGAAGAGGUAAAAUUAGAAUUUUUUUACUGUUAAUCAUGAGUUCCAGAGCAAAAAACAUGGAGUUUUGUGUGUGUGUGUGCGUGAGAGUUUGGGAAAGAUCUUUGCGCACUUAUAUUGAUUAAUCUCAACUACAUGAAGUAAACAAAAACAGUGUAUUUUCAUACACACACUAUAAUUUGCUGUUAUACUCCAUAUAAAAGCCAAAAACCUUUUUGCACAGGCCUGUCUAAAGGGUUUAUGAUGCCAAAUGAUGAUCAACAGAACAUUUUUACCUCUUCUCAACAGGGAAAACCACCAACAAACAAGAAUGCGUGAUUAUAUGGUGUCAUGGCUUUGCAAACAAAAAAAUGUGGUUGUAAUGGAAGUCAAUGGGGCAAAAACUGUUUAUGAAAAGUAACUGUGGGAGAAAUGAAAUUGGUCUGAUGCUGCACAAAGACUAACAAUGCAUCAAAGCCAAUGUGGUUACUAAUCUUUCACAUGUCCAAGACUGUGAUGAAUGGUAAAAAUAUAUAGUCUGCAAUCACCUUUUAUAAUGAAAAUAAAUCAUUUUUGUGAUCCCCUAAAUCAGUGACAUCAUGAGUUUGGCAAUUAAAGACUCAAAAUCCUCGAUUGAAGCUGCGGUCACACUGGACUUUUCUCCUCAUAGACUUCCAUUCAUACGCACGCAAAUGGGUCAGACCGGAAACACAAGGUCGUGCGUCAAGUUUCGCAGGUCACUGCGGUGAAAAGUUCAAGCUUGGUGAACUCUGACCUGCGAAAUCGCAUCACUUGACUGCGUGAGACCGAUCUAAACAUGACCUCUCUGGACAGAAAUUUAAAACAAUCGGAUUGGAGCAAUCGCUCGCUUAUUUUAUUGUCUAUUAAUCUUGUUUAAUCCCUCCCCUUUUCGUAGCGCCGCACGACAGAAGUUAGCAUUAUCAAACUCUAGUGUAACCGCAGCUUUAAACUUGAAAAUAUUUACUAAUAUUAAUUAGGACUGAGCUUAAUUAACAGAUUUAUGCAAUACCCUUUUCAGUAGUUUAACACAAUGGAAGGGUAGUAAACUUGAACACUACACAAGGGUUCAAUCUAAUUUGGAAAUAAAAACAUUGUCCAUGUUUGACCCAACAUUGGAUUACAGCAACCCAACAUUUUAGAGUAUAGUAAACAACGAACAAUACAUUUAUUACAGUUUUAAUUCAUCAUUGAACAGUUGUUUUUAAUUAAUUGACGUUAACACUGUUACCUCAGAUUUAAAGGGCACCUAUUAUGCAAAAAUCACUUUUAUAAGAGGUUUAAACAUAGUUGUGUGGCAGCAGUCUGUGAAUAUAGCCAGCCUCUAAUGGUUAAAAUUGAAUAAUUGUAUUUUUUUAAUCACACAUGAUAAAAACAGUCUGCAGAAACACUUUGAUUGACGUUCUCUCUUUGUACGUGUCAUCAGAGGAAAGCCCCGCCCCUUAGUGACUAUCUCUCCCUCAUUAACAUAAGAUGAUAGAUGAUAGUCUAGUUUUUUUAAUCUGCCACUAUGCUGACACAUAGUCAUUUGUAGCUCCGCCCUAUUUUAAAAAAUAGCACAAUCUCUUUUGAAUUUAAAGCGACAGUCACCAAAACAACACAAUUAGGAUCAAAGCCUUAAAGGGGCACUCUAAGAGAUGUAAAACAUUAUAUGUGGAGUAUUUUGAGCUGAAACUUCCCGUCACACACUCUAGAUCAGGCAUGGGCAAACUUGAUCCUCGAGGGCCGGUGUCCCUGCAGAGUUUUGCUCCAACACUAAUCAAACACACCUGAACACCCUAAUUAGUGUCUUUAAGAUCACUAGAAAGCUACAAGCAGGUGUGUUUGAUUAGGGUUGGAACAAAACUAUGCGGGGACACCGGCCCUCCAGGAUCGAGUUUGCCCAUCCCUGCUCUAGGGACAUCAUCAGAGACGUAUUUUACAUUUUGUAAAAGGGGCAUAAUAGGUCUCCUUUAAUUUACAGAGCAUUAAUGUGAACAAGCACAGAUUUUGGAUGCAUCAGUACAUGUUGAACUAUGAUUAAUAAUACUGUACAAGUAUUGUUCAUACUUAGUUCAUGUUAGCAUGGAUAAUACAGGGUUUCUUUUAAGGGACUUUGUAAGACCCUUUUAAAACCAUUAUGAAUGGAAUUUUAGACUUAUACAGGGCUAAACACAAAUAAUUAUUUCUAAUAGCCCAGUUGGGCCAAUAGCAUUUUUUUUUUUGCUUUCCACAAAAAAAAUAAUGUAAUUAUUUAUUAGAGACGUACUUUAAUGUGUCAAAACAAGAAAACUCUAGUUGUAUACACUAUUUUCAACAUAUUUCUUUCUUUUUCUUUAAAUGACAAGUUUAACAUUGUUAAAAGUAUAUUUAUUGUGGAGACAAUUACAUAAAUAAUCAAAAGAAUAUAUAUAUAUGUUGGUCCAAAUUGAUUGAGUAUAACUUCUAUUUUACCUAAUGCAUUUCUGAUAUAAAACCUUAAGUUUCAUACCUAUUUAUAAAUAUUAUGUCUACCUGCCCUUCUGUAAAGAGUUUUUAUGUGAAUGGAAGAUAACUUAAGGGAUAUAUUGCUCUGUUAUUAUUACGAGGAACUGUGUAAUUGUUAAGUUUUCUUCCCCUGGUUUUAUUAAGAUGGAUUGUUAGUGAUGUCAGCCAGAUUUAGUAGCUUUACUUAAGACCUGUUUAAAAUUAUUUAAGACACAACACAAUAUUUCAGUGAAUUUAAGACUUUUUAAGGCCUAACAUUAUGUUUUUGAAAUUUAAGACAGGUCACACUUUAUUUUGCUGGUCCAUUUGAGUAUUAGUAGACUGUCUGCUUAAUAUCUGUUAAUACAGACAUUGACUAUAAGAAACUCUGCAAGUACAUGUCAACUUACACUAACUCUAACCCCAACCUAACAGUCUAGUUUUGCUCUAUUAAGAAUUAAUUGGAGUGUGGAUGCAAUGUAUCUUAAAUUUAACAAACGGACCAUCAAAAUAAAGCGUAACUUUAUGACUUUUUAAGACCCCACAGAUACCCUGUGAUAACUAGCAUUAACUAAUGGAAGCUUAUUUGUACAGUGUGAUCGAGUAAGUAGUCCGUGUGUUGUGCACAGUACGCUGUUUUUCUGUGUAUGUAUGCCCAAAUGACCUUCUACAUCUGCCAAAACGUACAGCAGAGCUCGGGACUGGAUUGUAUCCCACAAUGCACCACGCUCAGCUCCAUUGCCUACUGCGUGUAAUGAAAGAGCCUGAAUUACAGCCGCAGUUUUUAAACCCAUCUUCCGCCACUCUUUAUUUGUGUGGAUUAAUGAACGUUGUGACUUUUUUUAUGAGUAAUAAAAUAAAGAGAGAAUCUCACUGACUAAA